Molecule: messenger RNA, 3267 nt
Organism: Magallana angulata
Lineage: Eukaryota; Metazoa; Mollusca; Bivalvia; Ostreida; Ostreidae
Exons: 17
Coding region: 32-3031 (999 amino acids)
Biological process (GO): protein dephosphorylation
Molecular function (GO): protein tyrosine phosphatase activity; protein binding
Source: RefSeq, a predicted model, not a curated record
UCAUCGGGAUCGAGAUGCGUUGGGAGUGAAAAUGGCUGACGACGUCGAUGUGUUAGAAAUCAGUGGAAUUGAUGAAGAGUUAGAGGUGCUGAAAUCUAUUUACAUUGAAGAACUGAAUAUAUCAUUAUCUGAGAGGAGCCAGCCCGAGGUGAUCAGUCUGAGGUUACACCCAUCUACUGGAGACGAGGAAGAGAAAAAGUAUGUGUGUAUUACACUGGAACUAGAGCUAUCACAACAGUAUCCUCAUGAAAUUCCAACGAUUAAUAUCAAGAAUCCUCGAGGCAUUGGUGAGGAAGAGGUCAAUAGGUUACAGGAAUCAUUGGUUACCUUGGCAACAGAACUCCAGGGAGGACCCAUGCUGUAUGAUCUGAUUGAGUUGGCCAAAGAGAAGUUGACUGAGGGAAACAUCCCCCACUGCCCCUGUACCAUCUGUUACGAACACUUCCACGAGGGUGAGGAGUUCACCAAGACCCACUGCUACCACUACUUUCACUGCCAUUGUCUGGCCCGUUAUGUCAGACAUGUACUGGCCUCCAUCCAACAGGAGAACCAGUCUAGACCCACCCACCAGCAAGACGACGGAGGCCAGACAAAGGUUCCUUGUCCUGUGUGUCGGGAGGAGAUGGAGUGUAAUGUUGACCUUUACACCGGGGAAACAACCCCCCAGGACCAGUCCUUGAACUUUUACCCCACAGCUGAGUUGAGGACCUGGCAGAGGGAGAUGUCCAGGCUCCUGAGGAGACAGAGAGAGAGGGGAGGAGUGAUUGAUGUACAGGAGGAGAGGAACAAGUUCCUCAUUACACAGGAUGAUGUGGUGGAGUUAAAUUUGACUUCUAUCCAAGACACUGAUCCUGAAUCUUCAACUAAACACAGCACUGAAUCUUCAACUAAAAACAGUACAGAAGCUUCUUCUAAAGAUCAAGGAACUAAUGUCACUGUCAAAGAUUCAGGAAAAUCCAGAAACACUGGAAUACUUAAUAAAGCAAAGACUACAUUUAAAGCUAGCAGGCUUCCACAGCAAAUCCAGAUGCUGGAGAGAGAAUUUGACAGAAGAUGGACUAGGUUCUCAGAAGAGUUUGAGAACUUGAACAGGCGUGGAGCUCCAGGGGGGAGUAAAAAAGAGGGUCAGCGGCCAGAAAACCGACACAAAAACAGGGUCAAGCACCUGGUGCCUUAUGAUGACACCAGAGUUGUUUUGAAGGAUGGAGAUUCAGAAGUCAAAGGGUCAGAUUACAUCUGUGCAGCAUACAUACAGAUUACCAGCGAGACAUCUAGAGCAGAUGGAGGUCGGCUGAUCGCGACCCAGGGCUGUCUGUCCGAGACCGUGGGUGACUUCUGGAGGAUGGUCUGGCAGGAGAGGUCACAGGUCAUCGUCAUGGCAACCAAGGCUGUGGAAGAUGACAGGGUCAAGGUGUCGCGUUACUGGUGUGAGGAGGGAGAAGAAAGGCUCCUGGAGGGACAGAAUUAUAAGUUCCAGGUCAAAGGUCAGUCUGUCACUCCACACCGAGACUAUGUCCUGCGUGAGCUGGAGGUGACCAGACUGUCAGGGGAGGGGCAGGGGGAAGGAUCCAGAUUGGUGUACCAGUUUAACUUCACAGCAUGGCCAGAUUUUGGUGUUCCUAAAAACCCUGCCGCAAUUAUUGACUUCUUGGCAACUGUCAACAGCAAGCAGGCGGAGCUAACAGAGGCUGGCCCCAUGGUCAUCCAUUGCAGUGCUGGACUUGGGCGGACAGGAACUUUGGUGGUUAUAGAAGCACUUAUUCAUCAAAUAAAGGAAGAAGGAUUGGAUUGUGACCUUGAUAUUCAGAAGACAGUACUGAAGGUCAGGUCGCAGCGCCCAGGCAUGAUACAGACGGAGCCCCAGUAUAAGUUUAUUUAUAAAGCUCUUCUAUCCUAUCUACAGUCUCAACCUGGAUUUACACCUGAGCAGGGGACCUUAGAUUCCUACCAUGAGGAGGCUCACAGGCAAAGAUUUGUUCCCAAGGACCGCAGGGGGCGUGGCAGGGGUAGGCCAGUUAACCAGAGAUCAGGGGUCAAUGACCGCUUGAGUAGGGCCAGAGACACACAGUCUCACCCAGGGAAUCAUCACAGUGAUGAAGAUCAAUCAGGAAAAUCCCAUACGGACAAUAAAAAAAAUGACUCCUUAAUUGAAAAGAAUGCGGAUGAAGUAACUUCAAACAAGUCUCAAGAAAGGAGAGGUUUUGGAAAACCCAAGUCAUCCCAAAGGGCAGAGAGAAACCCAAGUGAAAGUCAUGAAACUGGAGGAGUGGAAGAAAAUGCUGCAGCAGUAAUGUCAAAGGAUAGCAUUAAUGAAAAGAGAAACAAUGAAGACACCAAAAAAGGUUUUGGAAGACCAAGGUCGGGUCAGAUCAGGAAAUCUGAUCAAGGACACCAUGAGUCUGGUCAACAAAGAUCACCAAGAAAUCAGAAAGACACUGGAAACAGCAAAGAUUCAUCUACACAAAGAGAAACUAGGAAAGGAUUUGGACAACCACCUGAAAGACUCCAGCAUGAUAAAGGAGAUAGAAUGGGAAGAAAGGAAGACUCGAGAAGAGGGUUUGGACAGCCACCCAGAGGAGGUGAUGGAAGGGUUGGUAGAGACAGGAAUGAAACGAGGCCUAUGUCAGGCGGAAAACACAGCAGAAAAGACUUCGAACCUAGAAGUCCAAGGGAAAAAAGAGAUCAACCAGGAACAAGCAAACCUUUCACAGGGUAUGGGGAUAAAAUGAAUAGAAAUACUUCAGAUCAAAACCAGAGGCCUAACAAAAGAUUAGGGGAGGGAUCACCAUCCUCCAAUCAAGAGGAAACUGACAAAGUGAAUACAAAAAACAGUGGAGGUAUGAAAUCAGAGACUAGGAAAGAUAAUCCUGACAGAACUUCAAGUUGUAAUGAAAGUACUUCUGGUGCUGGUAGUGAACUCAGAAAAGGGACCACUAAGCUUAGAGCUCCCCCAGGAUUUAACAUUAGUGGACCCCCUUCAGGGGUUGGGGACACUGUGUCACCACCUCCUGGCUUCUCCAAACUUAGCUGAUGGUAGCCAUUACUAGGAGUUAAUUUUUGUCAAACUGUGAUAUGUUAUUUAUUUGGUAUAAUAAACUGUCAUUGUAAUAGUUAAUUGAAGAACUGCUAUACAGUGAAAUAUUAAUAAAUACCAAUUUUAUUAAAGUUGUUAUUGUCCAAGACUUUAAUGUCACUGUCUAAUGAGGAUCACUAAGCAUGUCAAGAUAAGGAAAUAGUUAUGAUAUAAUAAUAAAAAAUUAUCAUUAC